AAAAAUUACAAAAUUCUCACUAAUAAUACAACUCGAUUACGAACUAUCGUUAUAUGAAGCAUUUUAUUUUUACCGUCUUAACCUCUUUAAGCCAUUAUAUUUACCGAACGAAAGAACUAUUUUUUCUUUGUCAUCACAGCUGACAUUGACCAUCAAGAAAUUUGUUGACAAAGAGAACGGAGAUAAAGUAUAAGGAGUAAAAUGAAUAUGAAAUUACCUGCCUACCUCCAAGACGAGGUUGAGAACCUAGUCCCAUUCGGAAAUGAGGACUUGGACUUUUCCGAGUUUGAGUGGAUGGCUGACCAAGAGCUGGAGGAGUUUGAUAGACAGGUAGAGGAAGAAUACUGGGAGGGAGAGUUCAUUGAGGCGUGUUUUGAGGAGAUGCUACAAGAGGAAGAAGAGAGAGAAAUGAUAUUCUUUUCCUCAUCAUAUCCUGACCACCCCCAUUCAACAAUGGAUAGUCACAACAAGGUUUUCUCCAGCAAGUUGAAUCCUGAUGCACCAGAAUUCGUCCCAACUACCCACAAGAAAGGCAAAGCAUAGCCCUCAAGUCUCGUGUAGAACUAUUAUAUUAUUCAAACUUGGGUCGCAUUUAACUGCAUAGAGCCCUGCUUGUCUUUCAUGGAGAGAAAAAAUUUACAAAAAAAUGACAAUACUCCAAACAUUCUUGUAUACUUGGGAGAAUGGCGAUAGCUAGUGGUGAUUUUUGUAUUGUGCACAUUUCCUAUGACAUGUUUUUAUGUUUACAUUUCUCCAUUUGAAGGACAGUGUCUGCUCACUUUAGUUUAUCACAAUUAUGAAUAUAUUUUCCUCCCAUUGUUUUAAAAGUGCUUUAGUUUAAUGGUGCAUCAGCAUGAGGAAUAUGUUAUAGGGCUCGAGAUGUUUUAUAAGUGUGUGAUUGUGUAUACUUGAAAGUGUUUUAAACACAUUAAGUUUUUCAUUUACAUCAUCAAGUGCUAAAUAUUACCUCCUUUUUUUUUCUUCGACACAAUUCAAGUAGGGCACAGACCAUUUUUCUUUGUUAUAUCAACUUUCAAGGGGGAAGUGUUUAUUAUAAGGUACAUGUACAUGCUGAUUAUUAUUUUUUAUCUUGAUUGUAAGGAAAAUGAAUUGGUAAUCUCUUUAAAAUCUAAGUGUUCAGAAAAUAUGAAAUUGAGACGGUUUUACAAUACUUUUCCAUAUACCCGUAAUUUAAUUUUUUUUCAAAUGUUUCAAGAAGUUGCAACAUUAGUUUGAUAUUUGUGACACCCCAUCCUUUUUAAGAUAUUUCACAUAUGUAUAAUAAUUAUUGCAACUUUAGUUUGAUUUCUGGGACACCCCGUGCUUUUAAAGAUAUUUUUCACAUAUGUAUAAAAGGAGCAUUGCAUGAUGAUCGUGUUAAGCAUUUGACAGUGAGUUGAGUAUAGUCAGUUAAAACGUCUGUUGUUUGCAAAUGAUAGAUGUACCAGAAAUAUGUGUAUGAGCAAACAACUAUUUCAUUGUGUUGGACCUGUUUUUAAUUGAAUGAUUGCAUUAUACGAUAUAAGACGUUUUGCUCAUGGCUGUGUACAAGUAUUUAAUGUGUUUUGUGUUUAUAUAUUUUUUUUUGUGUUCGCCAUCUUUUUCUUUGUGUUUACAAAAAUCACAUGGUGCCAAGUGCCAGGAUGUUUAUAGAAAUAAAUUUUUUGAAGCAAAAUGAA
Magallana angulata is the source of this 1679-nucleotide messenger RNA. Its product is annotated as polyadenylate-binding protein-interacting protein 2-like. The record is from RefSeq and is a predicted model, not a curated record. NCBI's taxonomy places the organism in Eukaryota, Metazoa, Mollusca, Bivalvia, Ostreida, Ostreidae. The coding region runs from base 202 to 543 and encodes 113 amino acids. The transcript has 4 exons. Gene Ontology annotation, cellular component: cytoplasm. Gene Ontology annotation, biological process: negative regulation of translational initiation. Gene Ontology annotation, molecular function: mRNA regulatory element binding translation repressor activity.